AUGGCAGAAACAAAGAUGCAGCUAGUUGAUUGGCUCGAUGACCUAUGUGUGCGCUUCAUCAUUAACCUCCCCAAGGAGGAGCUUGAGUCUGUAGAGCGGAUAUGCUUCCAGGUCGAGGAGGCCCAUUGGUUCUACGAGGAUUUCAUCCGCCCGCUUGACCCUUCGCUCCCGUCCAUGAGCCUGAAGCAGUUCUGCUUGUUGAUCUUCCAGCAUUGCCCGCUCUUUUCUGAGUACGCCGAAAGCUAUUAUUCCGCCGCCUACUCCGAGUUCCUGGCAUACAAGACUCGUGUUCCCGUUCGCGGUGCCAUUCUGCUCAACGAUGCCAUGGAUCAUGUCGUCCUUGUCAAAGGAUGGAAGAAAGGCGCAAGGUGGAGCUUUCCACGGGGCAAAAUAAACAAAGAUGAGGAUGACCUCGACUGUGCGGUCAGAGAAGUCUACGAGGAAACAGGGUUUGACGCCAAGGAAGCUGGCCUGAUCAAGGACCACUCCCAGAUGAAGUACAUUGAGGUUUCAAUGCGAGAACAGCACAUGCGGCUGUACGUCUUUCGUGGCGUCCCCAUGGAUACGUACUUUGAACCACGAACGCGGAAGGAGAUCAGUAAAAUCUCAUGGUACAAAAUCUCCGAGUUGCCGACCUUGAAGAAGAGGCAAAACCAAGGACAAGGAGCAGGAGAGAAUCUGUACAAGGAGAACAUGUUUUACAUGGUGGCACCAUUCCUCGGGCCUUUGAAGGGUUGGAUCAAGCAGCAGAACAAACUGGCCCGUCGUGCUCCGGCUGCACAUGCCGCUCUGGCACCAACCGAUGAAGAGGAGACUGCUGCUGAUGAAUCGGCGGUCGAGAGUACAGCUCAGCACCGCGUUUCUCCGGACACCCAUCUAGAGUCCCUGAUCGCAGGACUACGCCAAUCCAAACUCGAACCGGACACGACGAACUUGCCUGAAGUCACCACCGCACAGGACCCGUCACCCGAUCCUGCCUCUGCCUUGAAGCGCAUACUGAGCGUCAGCGGCCAAGGAGGAAUGGCUCCACCGCCACCCUCAGCCUCGCCAAACCCUCUUUUGGCACUUCUCCAAGGCGGGCAGAUGCAGCAGAUGCCAAUGAUGAAUACGUCCAGCAUUCCCGCGACGCCUUAUGAGCAGAUCAAUAUGAAUCCAAGCCAACCGGACACUCCUCAUCAUCAACCGCCCCGUCCACCUCAAUUCUCCAACAUGGCACCACCACCUCACUUUCCGUACUCGCCGGCUCACCAAGGGCUUCAUCAACGAAUCCCCAUGCCACAGCCGGGUAAUGGUUACUUUGCCGGUGCGAUGAAUAUGCCGCCACCUCCGGUCCCGAAUAUGAGACCACAACCUCCUCAGCAGCAGAGCAUCCCUGCUUGGCACCAGCAGCCUCCAUCGUACCACCAGCAGGAGUUCCCCCAGCAGGAGUUCCCCCAGCAGGGAUUCCAUCCCCAAGCCGCUGCGCCUCCUAGGCCAUACCAAAGAACUGGCGACCCAGAAUUUGCCCACGGCACUCCAUCUUCAGCUCCAGUGGCUCCGGCAAUUCCCCCGCCAUCGAAUCUCCCUGCGCCCAAGCUCAAUGCGCACACCCUGAGUCUUCUGAACGCGUUCAAAGGUGAACAGUCUGCAGUCCAGCAGUCUUCUCCGCAGCCGGCCAUUAGGCCAUUCACCGCGGCCUCAGAGAUUUACAAUUCCAACCGUCCUCAUCACCAGCAGCCCUCUGCAACUGUUCCAGAAGUGCUUCACAGCAGGCCAGACGAAAUGGCGCAGGAUAGCAACUACAUUGACGGCCAGCCUCCUCCGGUUGCGUUUGCUAAUAAGCCAAGGACUGCUCAAGCGGAUGCCUUGUUGGGUCUUUUCCGAAAGCCAUCAACAUCUGGUCCAGUCUCCCCCCCGCAAGAGAUGCCCGCACAGAGUCUGGUUCCUGAACCAGCCGAGCUGUCAGCGCAGAGCCCGAGCAUUGAUCGCCAGAAGCUUGCUAGUUCGCAAGGUGGCUACAUCUCUGCCGAGUCUCUCGAGCCCAAUGUCAACAUGGCAAACCACAACAAGGCCGGGGAAACAUCAGCGACCGUCUCAGGCCCUUUCAACGCCCCAGACUUUGAUCAACUUCGCAAGCAUACUAGGGUCUCUCAGUCGAACGGACGCGCUUCACCGCGGACCCAGGGAAGACCAACGUCUAGGCCUGAGCGCCAAGCAACACCGCAAUUCUCCAUCUUGUCGCGCCCUCGUCCGGAGGUUUCAGCCACGCCAAGCCCAAAGCAUACGCCAUCUGCACCAGUUCAGCGCAGGGACACAAGUUCACCGAGGAGCAUCUUGGAGGCACCCAAGCCUUUCGCUCCUCAUUUCACACCCCAGAUUCUACGCCGUCCUCAGAAUGCUAUGUCGCCAACCUCUUCGAGGCUCCAUUCGUUUGAUCGCAGAGAGAGUGCGUCUUCGGACCAGAAGUCUGCAUUGCUUUCGCUAUUCAGCAAGCCCCAGACGCAGAGCCCCAAGGGCUUCCCAUCUGGUGUCAUCAGUCCCGUAAGCCCGUUGCCAGAGAAGCAGCAUGGGUCUGGGGGUAGGUCUCGCAUCAGCAGCAUCAACUCAGUGCCUGGAGAAGGUCUUGGAUCAAGGAGCGCUAGGGGUAGUGUCAGUGGACAGCCUACUACACCAGUAGACAAGAGCUUUCUGCUUGGGUAUCUGAAUGGUGUUGUGAAGGACGCGGGAAAGCAAUAG
Messenger RNA from Diplodia corticola, 2715 nucleotides. RefSeq names its product decapping enzyme dcp2. Gene Ontology annotation, molecular function: RNA binding; manganese ion binding; 5'-(N(7)-methylguanosine 5'-triphospho)-[mRNA] hydrolase activity. The record is from RefSeq and is a predicted model, not a curated record. The transcript is spliced from 3 exons. Bases 1 to 2715 code for a protein of 904 amino acids. Gene Ontology annotation, biological process: deadenylation-dependent decapping of nuclear-transcribed mRNA; nuclear-transcribed mRNA catabolic process, nonsense-mediated decay. Gene Ontology annotation, cellular component: cytoplasm; P-body. Lineage: Eukaryota; Fungi; Ascomycota; Dothideomycetes; Botryosphaeriales; Botryosphaeriaceae.